AGAAGAAGAGGAAGCGCGAGAGAAGGAGAAGAAGAAGAGGAGGAAGCAGGAGUUUGCCGGGAAAGAGAAGGGUGCCGGCGUCGUCGUCGUUGGCGGCGGCGGCGGAAAAAGCAGAGGAGGAGGAGGAGGCGGUGGCGGCGAAGACGGCGAAAAAGAAGGAGGAGAAGAAGACCGAGAAGGAGACGGCAAAGGCGAAAGAAGUGGAGAGGCGGCGGUGGUGGUCGGUGGUGGACAAGGUGGGGAGCAUUAACAAGAAGGAAUACAGAGGAAAGGCAGCUGUAGUAGGGGUACCGAAGAGACUACACAGUGCAGAAGCCGAGGUAGCGCACUGAGCCACGAGGGGCUAUUCGAGCGAGAAGGGGAGGGUGACAAGAAGCACUGGCGGGGAGGGGACGAGGCCUUCGGGGGGCCGACCAACCAGACGGCCGAUGAUGUCAUCGGAGGAGGAGACCGAGUGUUUCGCCCUCUACGGAGCAACCACGGAAAGCAAGCAACAGCAACUCUUGAAGAAGCAGAAGCGCACCAGACAGCGCGUGGACGCCGGCGAGCCGCGCAACAGCUACUCGAGUAUACCGAACUUUAGCUCCCGGCCAUCCUUCCUCGGUGGUGGUUUAUACGGCUCGCUCUUCAGUGGUACCGGACCACCGUCGCAUCAACAAUCGCAACAACAGCAGCAACAGCCGCAGCAACACCACCAGUCACAAUCGCAACAACAACAGCAACAGCUCCAGCAACAGGCUGGAGCGACUGGCAGCCAAAGUCAUUUAGGUACAGCUACGACGGGUCCUACUACUCAGCAGCAUUCCGCCCACGCGGCCUUCGGCUUCUUCGGGGCUCCGGGCUUCGGCCCCGCCAAGAUGCUGAACGAGUUAUUAGGAAGGCAGGUCAAACAAGCAAGUGACGCUGGCGGAUCACCGCCAGAGGGCGGUCACGGGAUGACCGGUGCCGGCAUGGAUACUGUUUCGAAUUUGCAACCGGGCGCCGUAGUUAAUUGUGAUGAUCCCGCUACGGCCGACCUCACGCAGCACAUGUUACGCGACAUGCUUCUGCAAGGGCGCAAACUCUCCGCUCUCGGCGUGCAGGAACAACCGAACAAUAACAACAGUAUACAUAAUAACAACAAUAAUAAUACUACCGCGGAAUUACUUAAAUCACAGCAUCAGCAGAGUCCCCAACAGCAUCAACAACAAAACAGUGAUAGUGCGCGCAGUGGAACAGUGCAGAGUGGCGGGGAGGAGAGUGGUGAUGGUAAUAACGUCGUGAAUAGCGCGAAUCACAGUGAUCGUGAUACCGUGAUGCCGGGCGAUGCUGAAGACAGCGCUGAGGAUGCUGCUUCCGCGGCACGUGCGAUGGAGGAGGCUUUUGCCGAAGCCGGUAUGGAACCAGGAGCGAACUUAGAUGGAUCGGAUUGCGAGCAAAGCCUACCUCCUAGCCCACCGGCACCUAGAUCGGGCUCCGUUAAAGAAGAACUACAAGAGUCGCUGAAUAUGAAACGUAGCCCCAGUCAUUCUCCUUGUCCGAUCGUGCCAAAAACCGAAACGAACUCUCCAACGACAGAGAUUAAACGCGCUCGUGUGGAGAACAUCGUCAGCACGAUGCGCAGUAGUCCGGCGCUUCAGCCGGCAACGGUAAAUGGUUGCAAGAAGCGCAAGCUUUAUCAACCGCAGCAACAGACGGUGCAUCACGUUCUCCAGCAUAGUGUCAAUGAUACCAUGAUGGACGACGAUGACGAGAGCGAAGAGGAGGAGGACCCGGCAACGAUCAGACAGAAACGGGAGGAGAAAGAUAACUUGAAAAUACAAUUAAAAAUGUUGCACGAGCAAUUGGCGGAAAUGCAACAAAAGUAUAUGGAACUCUCCAGUAGAAUGGAGCCAGAUACAAGUGAGAGCGGCGACGCGCCACCCAGUCCUCAACCCACUCAUCAACCACAACCACCACCAAGACCGCCACGACCUCAUCCACCGCCGUACACCAACGGCCUCCCGACCCUCCCACCUGAUCACCCCCACGCAGCAGCUGCUGCUAUGUAUCACAUGGGCCAUAAACUUUAUUUUGAACAACAACAUGCUGCCCUUGAGAGAAUGAAACAACAUCAAGAAGCGGCUGUGCGGCAGCAGCAACAGCAACAACAGCAGCAGCAACAGCAGCAGCAGCAGCAGCAGCAACAACAGCAGCAGCAGCAGCAGCAGCAGCAACAUCAACGACAGAGUUCGCCACCGCCACCAAGCCAACCUCAGCAACAGAGCCAGAACAACACUGGUCCUCCGACGCCGCAGACGCCGCAAAUGCAAACAGCCAGUACGCCUAUUCAACAUAAAGACUUCCAAGAAAGGUUAAACGUCUUCAGGGGUGCCGCCGCAGCAGCCAGCUCGUCCGGUCCUCAUAUCACCGGUGCCGAUUUGGAAGGCCUGGCGGAUAUCUUGAAGACGGAAAUAACUUCUUCUUUAACAAAUUUGAUUGACAGCAUAGUAUCAAGGUUCGUGCAACAGAGGAGGUUUCUCGGUAAGCAAAACGAGGCAGCGCAGGCUGCUGCAGAGCAGCUCAAUAAGGACCUUCUUUUGGCGAGCCAAAUGCUCGAAAGAAAAUCGCCCAGGACGAAAGUAGUUGAUAGAGGAGCUCCACAACCACCCGGUGGCCCAAACGGGCCACGGGGGCCCCUCAACAGUGGGCCCCCUCCUCCACAACCCACGGGGUUUUCACAAAUCGGGUCCAUAGGUGGUGUACCCCAUGGCCCUCAUACUGGCCCCACGGAAAACAAUCUUAACCAGAUGAAUCAGCUGCCCUCGCAUGCAAGGCCGAGCGUUGGAAUGUUUCAGACCCCAAAACCACCGACGAUAUACGCCAUGGCCUCCAUGCAAGCGCAGCAACAACAACAACACCAACAGCAACAUCAACAACAACGCGAGCAACAUCAAAGGGAGCAACAACAACGCGACCAAUAUUGCAAUAUGAGAGGUGACGAAAGAGAAAACAGGGACUCGGAACAAAAUGAAGCUCUGUCACUCGUCAUGACGCCGAAGAAAAAACGUCAUAAGUACGGUUUACAGGUGACGGAUACGAGAAUUACUCCGAGAACGGUAUCCCGAAUCCUAGCGCAGGAGGGAAACGGAUCUCAAGGAGGUAGUGAUAGUCCCCCGCCUCCUCCACCACCGAGACCCUACCAUGCGCCACCGAUGCUGCCGGUGUCCCUGCCAACCAGUGUAGCGAUACCAAAUCCAAGCCUCCACGAGAGUCAGGUGUUCUCGCCCUAUUCGCCGUUUUUCAACCCACACGCGAGUCAUCCUGGUCAAGUACCACCUCCGGGGCCACAUCAUUUACCCGCGAGUCCUCCGGGUGGAGGUGUAGAACUCAGGGAUUCCCCUCCACUGCCCCAUCCGCCAGCUAUGUUGCAUCCAGCUUUGUUGGCGGCAGCCCAGCACGGCAGUCCGGACUACGGACACCUUAGGAUGGACAGCAAUGACCGAGCUAGCGACUGUAAUUCCGGCGACAUCAGCUACGAUGGAAUUCAGCCUACAUCGUCGACGCUGACGCCGAUGCAUCUGAGGAAGGCGAAGCUGAUGUUCUUCUGGGUCAGGUACCCAUCCUCGGCCGUCCUUAAGAUGUACUUCCCCGACAUCAAGUUUAAUAAAAACAAUACAGCGCAGCUGGUCAAGUGGUUCUCCAACUUCCGGGAGUUCUACUAUAUCCAAAUGGAGAAAUACGCGAGACAAGCAGUUUCGGAGGGCGUGAAGAACGCCGAGGAUCUCCGAGUCGGUGGCGACUCCGAAAUCUACCGGGUUCUCAACCUUCACUACAACCGUAAUAACCACAUUGAGGUACCCAGCAACUUUAGGUACGUUGUGGAACAGACGUUGAAAGAGUUUUUCAAGGCGAUUCAGGGCGGUAAGGACUCCGAGCAAAGCUGGAAGAAGUCCAUCUACAAGGUGAUUUCGAGGUUGGACGAUCCAGUACCGGAGUACUUCAAGAGUCCGAACUUCCUGGAGCAGCUCGAAUGA
Messenger RNA from Cyphomyrmex costatus, 3995 nucleotides. RefSeq names its product homeobox protein prospero. Gene Ontology annotation, cellular component: nucleus. Lineage: Eukaryota; Metazoa; Arthropoda; Insecta; Hymenoptera; Formicidae. Gene Ontology annotation, molecular function: DNA-binding transcription factor activity, RNA polymerase II-specific; RNA polymerase II cis-regulatory region sequence-specific DNA binding. Bases 429 to 3995 code for a protein of 1188 amino acids. The record is from RefSeq and is a predicted model, not a curated record. The transcript is spliced from 5 exons. Gene Ontology annotation, biological process: regulation of transcription by RNA polymerase II.